AUGGAACCAGAAAGGGACACAUCAGCGCGCAGUUCCCUGUGCCAAGGCAGUUGGGAAGGAAGGCUGCCACCAAAAAAAGUGGGCACGCUUGGCUAUUUCUCUGCCCCAAACGACGGAUUCUAUUUAAGUCUCGGCUCGGAACAUCUCCCCUCCCAUUGCAGCCUCGGGGAGGGAGGGAGACCUUUCAUCGCGGGCUCUGUAAACCGAUGCUCGGGCCAUCAGAGCGCGGAGAAGCGCCCUUCGCUGAGACCCAUCGGAGGCGCGCGUCGUGGCACGCUGGCUCGCAGCAGCGAUUCGCUCAGCCUUUGGCGUCGUUGCUUUUCCCCAAAAGCCAUGCCUCUCCUCGCCAAGAUCUUGCAAGCCGGCGGCAAGCAGGUGCCCCAGCCGCCGAGGAAUUGCGUCCCUGGGGCGCUUUGGCGCCGGAGGUCUCCCCAGCUGCCCAAACUUGCAGGCGACGCGUCCCCGGAGGCGCACGAGAAGGACAAAGGAAAGGAGAUGGUGGCAGAUGCCGAAGCAGCCCGGGCUCUCCCCGAAGCCUCCCGGCAUCCCAGGCACCAACUGGUGAAGAGCCUCAAGGAAAUGCCCGGACCCAAGUUCUUCUCCAAUCUGCUCGAGUUUUUCUGGAAGGAUGGAUUUGGACGCGUGCAUGAAAUCCAGCAAAAACAUGCUCAAGAAUAUGGAAAAAUUUUCAAGUCUCAUUUUGGUCCCCAACUAGUUGUAUCCAUUGCAGAUCGAGACAUGGUGGCCCAUGUUUUACAGGAAGAAGGAUCUACCCCACAACGAGCUAAUAUGGAAUCUUGGCAGGAAUACAGGGAUCUACGAGGAAGAGCGACGGGCCUUAUAUCUGCAGAGGGGGAACAGUGGCUAAAAAUGAGACGCGUGCUAAGGCAAAAAAUGGCAAAGCCCAAAGAUGUAGCUGUUUUCUGUGGAGGAGUUAAUGAAGUUAUUGCUGAUUUGAUUACGAGAAUCCACACCCUUAAAAAUCAAGAAGAAGAUGGGGAAACCGUGAGAAACAUUAACAGCCUUUUUUUCAAGUAUUCAAUGGAAGGAGUGACCACUAUCCUGUAUGAAUGCCGCUUGGGGUGCCUAGAAAACCACAUCCCCCAGGACACAGUGGAAUAUAUUGAAGCAUUGGAGCUGAUGUUCAGCAGUUUUAAAACUACCAUGUAUGUGGGAGCUAUUCCUAAAUGGCUUCGUCCAAUCAUUCCAAAGCCUUGGAAAGAAUUCUGUAGAUCCUGGGAUGGUCUCUUUAAAUUCAGUCAAACUCAUGUGGACAAUAAAUUAAAAGACAUCAAGUCUUUUUUAGACCGAGGAAAAGAGGUUAAUGGUGGACUUCUCACAACUCUGCUGAAAAGUAAAGAACUUACGGUGGAAGAAAUUUAUGCCAAUAUGACUGAAAUGCUUUUGGCAGGGGUUGAUACAACUUCCUUCACUUUAUCCUGGGCAAUAUAUCUAUUAGCAAAGCAUCCAGAAGUACAGCAUUCUGUGUAUAAAGAGAUAAUCAGUAAACUGGGUAAAGACAAAGUCCCUCAUGCCAAUGAUAUCCCUAACCUGCCAAUGAUCAGAGCCCUUCUCAAAGAAACUUUAAGGUUAUUUCCAGUGUUACCAGGAAAUGGCAGAGUAACCCAGAAAGAUUUGAUUGUUGGAGGAUACUUGAUACCUAAAGGGACCCAGUUGGCACUCUGUCAUUAUGCUACAUCAUAUCAGGAAGAGAAUUUUCCAUUAGCACAUGAAUUCCAACCUGAGCGCUGGCUAAGGAAAAGUAAUAUGGACAGGGUAGAUAAUUUUGGUUCUAUCCCCUUUGGUUAUGGCAUUCGGAGCUGCAUAGGAAAGAGAAUUGCGGAACUGGAAAUUCACCUGGCAUUAAUACAGCUACUUCAACAUUUUGAAAUAAAAUCUUCUCCCAAAACUAAAUCUGUUCGUGCGAAAACCCAUGGAUUAUUGACUCCAGCAGAUUCCAUCAAUGUGAAAUUUGCAGACAGGAAAUGAGACCAGAACCUUCAAAAAGCUUGUGCUAUACUCCAUAGCCUGACCUGCGAAAGAAAGGCAAAGAUUCUUUUAACUAUCAUGGAAUUUGUG
Heteronotia binoei (common prickly gecko) is the source of this 2079-nucleotide messenger RNA. RefSeq names its product cytochrome P450 27C1. Gene Ontology annotation, molecular function: heme binding; iron ion binding; monooxygenase activity. Lineage: Eukaryota; Metazoa; Chordata; Lepidosauria; Squamata; Gekkonidae. The coding region runs from base 1 to 1989 and encodes 662 amino acids. The record is from RefSeq and is a predicted model, not a curated record. The transcript has 9 exons. Gene Ontology annotation, biological process: glucocorticoid biosynthetic process; cholesterol metabolic process; cortisol metabolic process. Gene Ontology annotation, cellular component: mitochondrial inner membrane.